AUGGCAGAGCCUUUGAAGAAUUAUCUGGAGGACGAGAAUACAGUGCCUUUUGCCUUCCAACAACUCUGGGAUGUAAUUGGAUCUCAGGAGCAAGUGAUUCAUGAGCUGGAAAGCAUGAUGGACACUCAGGAAGAGAAAUUUGUGGAAGAGUAUGAAGCUGUGGUAAAGAAGUUGGAGGAGGAAAAGGCAGCCCAUGCUCAGACCAAGGGCCUGCUGGCUAAAGAGACGGGGAAACUGCAAUUUGCUCUUGGAGAGGUGGAGGUGCCAUACAAGCAACUAGAGAGAGAAAAGCAGGCUUUUGAAAAGGCGCUAUCCAGUGUCAAGAACAAAGUUCUGAUAGGGUCCACUAAGCAGGACAAGCUUAUCACCAAGUGCAAUGAAAUUGAGUCUCACGUUAUAAAGCAAGAAGCUAUUCUUAACGAGAAAGAAAAUGAAAUUAAGGAACUACAGAAUGUCAUCAGCCACCAGAAACAGAUCUUCAGGCAUCAGAUAUCAGACUUCUGGAUUCAGAAGAAGAAAGGGAAUUACACGGCCCAAGUGCUGGACAGGAAGCAAAAGAAGGCAGGUGGGUUGCUCUCCACCAGGGGCUUCAAGGGACUUGGAGACAAAUAA
Trichosurus vulpecula (common brushtail) is the source of this 612-nucleotide messenger RNA. RefSeq names its product spermatogenesis-associated protein 24-like. The record is from RefSeq and is a predicted model, not a curated record. NCBI's taxonomy places the organism in Eukaryota, Metazoa, Chordata, Mammalia, Diprotodontia, Phalangeridae. The transcript has 2 exons. Gene Ontology annotation, molecular function: DNA binding. Bases 1 to 612 code for a protein of 203 amino acids. Gene Ontology annotation, cellular component: nucleus; cytoplasm.